Messenger RNA from Diuraphis noxia (Russian wheat aphid), 2508 nucleotides. Its product is annotated as UDP-glucosyltransferase 2-like. The record is from RefSeq and is a predicted model, not a curated record. Gene Ontology annotation, molecular function: UDP-glycosyltransferase activity. NCBI's taxonomy places the organism in Eukaryota, Metazoa, Arthropoda, Insecta, Hemiptera, Aphididae.
AUAUUGAAUAUUGAUAGCAACAAUAGCAUUAUAGUGUUAUAUAACUUAAGAAUUAAAUACAAAUCAAUAAGUAGGUACGACAUAAUUGGUCGGAAAAUGUUAUUUCUGAAUUAUAUUUAUAUCUAAAACUGUAUUGAUUUGGAACACAUUUCGUCUCAAAAGUAUUUGGUUGGAAACGUAUUUCGUUCGAAAACAUUCAAUCGGAAACUUGAAAACACUACUGUAUUUUGAUGUCAUUCAUUAAAGCGAAGAAAAACAAAAUGAAGUCUAUUGUGUUUGCGUAUGCCGCCGUCGUUUUUUGUGCUUUAACAAUCGCACAGACUAGGUCAUCGGAAAUCCUGGUAAUUUUCCCGACGACCGCCCAGAGCCAUUACCGUGUCGUCCAACCAUUGAUUCACAGGCUAUUGGAUCGCGGACACAAAAUAUUGGCAAUCACGAAUUUCCCGGAUGCUGUGGAAAGAGCCAAUUUAUCGCACAUCAACAUUUCCAGGUUGAAACCGCACUCGAAAUUCAAUGCCAACAACAAUGGAAUAAUUAAAUCGAUUACGCGCGUAAUCGGAAACGUUUACUCAUACGCGACUAUUCUCAAUCAUCCGACAGUUGCAAAACUCCUAAAGUCCGGUCGAAAAUUUGACUUGGUGAUAGCUGAAUUUUUUACAUCUACGCCAAUAUUUGCACCGAUCGCCACAGUCGUGGACGCGCCGAUUGUUGGCUUUUGUCCAAUGAUCAAAUUUCCGUGGAUGAACGAAGUGAUGGGAAUGGAGACGACCGUGUCUUAUAUGCCAAGUGUUUUCAGUAAUUUCACGGACCACAUGUCAUUUGUCCAGCGAGUCAGCAAUACCGUGAAAUUGGCAAUCAUCGGCGUCUCGUUUAAUUGGAUAUACACCCCCAUAAUUCGGGAAAUUAUUAAAAAUCAUUACGGGAUACAAACGGAAUCGACAAUAAAAUCGAUGGCUAAUUUAAGCUUGAUCAUGACAAACGAUUAUCAUAGUAUGUUUUUACCGUUUCCCAAACCGCCCGGAAUCGUUGAGGUUGGUGGUAUUCAUGUAGUCGACGAAAAACCUGUCCCGCAAGACUUGAACGAUUUCAUAAAUGAUGCCGAUCAUGGUGUGGUCCUAUUCAGUUUGGGCUCUGUCGUGUCGGAAGCAUCGCUGGGCGCCGAUAAACUGCGCCACAUACUCGAUGCAUUUUCGAAACUUAAACAAAGAGUCAUCAUGAAGUUUGAUGCUGAAAAAAACAAAACUAUACAGCUACCAGURAAUGUAAAAAUGGUCAAAUGGUUACCACAGCGAGAUCUUUUAGCGCAUCCAAAGGUACUUCUAUUUAUAUCACAUGCUGGUAUAAUGAGCGUAAUUGAAACAAUACACUGUGGCAAACCAAUGGUAAGUAUACCGAUAUUUGGUGAUCAAGUUUUUAAUACCAAAUUGUUGAUUGACAAACAAGUGGCUGUCACUAUAGAAUACAAACAUUUGGAAAGUGACGGUCUUUUAAAUGCUAUUAAUGAAGUGUUGACCGAGAAAUAUACAAUUAACAUGAAAAAACUGCAACAGUUGUAUAAUGAUCGACCACAUUCACCACUCGAUACRGCAGUUUACUGGACCGAAUAUGUAAUAAGAAAUAAAAAUGAAUCGAAAGAACUGUUAAAAWGUCAAAUGGUUCACUUAAAUUUGUAUCAAUCGAAAUUAUUAGAUAUAUUUGCUGCUUUUCUCCUCCCACUUAUAGCGGUAUAUAUUAUACAACGGAUAAUGAAACGUCUAAGGAAGCAAUAAAUUAACAAUCAGUUUCAGUAGGUAUUAUCACUGAUUACUGUAAAGGGAUGUACCAUUUGUUCAUUUUUUUUAUAUGAUUUUAAUCUUGAUUUCAUAUCUAUUCUAGACUUWUAGUGUUCUAGUUUAUUUUAAACCAGAAAUCAGCUCAAGUUUGUUGCGAGUACUUGCGACCCAAGACGCAUUUAAAAUACUAUUUUUCAAAUUAAAAAAAUUAUCACGUAAAAAAUACGGAACUUUUAUUUUUAUUACUUACCUAUAACAAUAAACAAUUUAUAUACUAUCCAUGGGCGUAGGUAGGAAAUAUUUUCGGAGGGGGUUUUGUCUAAAUCUAUAUUAAUAUGAAAAAAUUAAGAAUCAUUUCGCUAUAUACGGCUACACCACAAUAACGACUAAUUUAACAAUAUAAAGACUAACGGAAACAAUAAUUGGAGACAGCCGCUAGCUGAUAAUCGCGGUCCGCCGAUAAAACCGAUUUAAGGUAUUUAAUAUACACUAUACCUAUUUUGUUAUGUUAUUACCAACAAUUGCAAUUCAACUAGUGUUCCUAUACAAUGUAAAUUGUGGUUUCCCACAAAUUAUACCUAGUACCUACAUAAURUGCGCGUUAAUAAUAUUCUCGAACAAAUUCACAAAAAGCUCAAGAUUGUUUUAUUUAAUUUUGGGGGGUGUUUGAACACCAACCCCCCCUCUUACCUACGCCCAUGAUACUAUCUAUAAGUAUCAACAGGUUUUUCGAGGG